AUGGAUGUUGUUAGGCAAAGUGAGCCUCUACUGAUUAAAGCUGUGAACGAGCUCUGUGAUGGGGAGCCGUCUGAGGAGACGGUGCAGUUUCUGUGAAGCCUUGACAGGUCUCUAGAUGCCCCCGCACAGGAUGUUAUGAAACUGUUUGGCACAGAUUUUGAUGCAAGCAUGAUCAAUCAGGACACAUUGGAGGAGAUGCCUGGGGCAACAUUCCAUUACAAAGCAACGGAUGAAGGUGAAGUCAGAAUGUUGUGUGAUUGCACUGCUCCAAAGCACUUGGUUUUGAAAGAGGGUGCCAAGGUUAUUCUUAUAAAGAAUAUUGCAGAUGGACUCUAUGAUGGUAUGAAAGGAGUUGUUCACAAACUUCAACAUGACGAACCCCCAAUCAUCAAUUUUAAUGGAAAACUAUUUGAAAUACCCAAAGUAAAGUUUGAUGUUAUUGACCCACAGCAAACGGCAGACAUUAACCUCUAG
Messenger RNA from Saccostrea echinata, 474 nucleotides. RefSeq lists its product as uncharacterized. The transcript has 3 exons. The record is from RefSeq and is a predicted model, not a curated record. NCBI's taxonomy places the organism in Eukaryota, Metazoa, Mollusca, Bivalvia, Ostreida, Ostreidae.